Molecule: messenger RNA, 558 nt
Organism: Trichoderma citrinoviride
Lineage: Eukaryota; Fungi; Ascomycota; Sordariomycetes; Hypocreales; Hypocreaceae
Product: histone-fold-containing protein
Exons: 5
Coding region: 1-558 (185 amino acids)
Cellular component (GO): CHRAC; nucleus
Molecular function (GO): protein heterodimerization activity
Source: RefSeq, a predicted model, not a curated record
AUGCCUUACAACACCAACGCAAUCCCUCCCCGAAAGGAGCCCACCGGCCAGACUCAGCUCCCAUUAUCAAGAGUCAAGAAAAUCAUCAGCCAAGAUCCAGACGUGCAAAUGUGCUCCAACAACGCCGCCUUCGUCAUCACCCUCGCCGCCGAAAUGUUCAUCCAGCAUCUCACCGAAGAAGCCCACACCCAAGCAAAACUAGAACGCAAACCCCGUCGCAACAUCCAAUACAAAGACGUCGCCAACGCAAUCUCCCACCGCGACAACCUCGAAUUCCUCGAAGACGUCGCCCCCAAAACAAUCCCCUUCAAAAAGGCCAAAGCCAUCAACCAGGCCCGCCUCCGCGGCGAGCCCCUCCCCGACUCUGUGGCCCCGACAAACGGCACAUCAUCAAAGGGCAAGUCCAAGGCGCACGCCAACGGCAAGGCCGCAGCCGGCACCAACCCCUUUACCCUCAGCAGCAGGACGGAUGAUGGCCCUAGUGAUCAGCUUGAGCUGGAGAUGAGGCAGGCGGCGCAGCCCGAGGAUGAUGAUGCGGACGUGGACAUGACGGGUUAG